Molecule: messenger RNA, 1593 nt
Organism: Thamnophis elegans (Western terrestrial garter snake)
Lineage: Eukaryota; Metazoa; Chordata; Lepidosauria; Squamata; Natricidae
Gene: SCX
Product: scleraxis bHLH transcription factor
Exons: 2
Coding region: 509-1081 (190 amino acids)
Biological process (GO): regulation of transcription by RNA polymerase II; developmental process
Molecular function (GO): protein dimerization activity; DNA-binding transcription factor activity, RNA polymerase II-specific; RNA polymerase II transcription regulatory region sequence-specific DNA binding
Source: RefSeq, a predicted model, not a curated record
CCUUCCCCAGCUACCUCCGGCCUGGACUGGGCUGACCUUCGGCAGGAGGCUCCCAACUGCUGCGGGCAAGCCAGCCGACUGGUUCCCCCCCCCUUUCCCUCUCCGGAGGAGGAAGCGCCGAGCCAGCCCAAGUUCUGCAUCCAACAGGUGAAGUCAGCGCAAGCCCCCUCCCAACCCUCCGGCUUGCAGCCCCCAGGCGGGGGUGGGGGGUGGGCAGGCGCUCUCCCCCCCCCCUCGAGCAACGCUCAGGUAGGCGUGAAGCGGGGCGGGGAGGGAGGGGCCUGUCGGGCGACCAUCACGCACAAUAUAAAACUCGCGCGCGCCUGUCCAGCGCCGCCGUCGCCCAGCAGCCGCUCACCGCCCGCACGUGCCUGCCUGCCUGCCUGCCUGCGUGCGGGAAGCCCCGGGGAUCCCUGGCCGGGGAGAGCGCCCGAGUCGGCCGGCGCAAGAUGCGAGGUGGGAGCUGAGCCGGAGCGUCUCCGCCCGCCGCUCGCCCUCCAGCCCAGCCAUGUCCUUCGCCCUGCUGCGCUCGGCGCCCAGCCGCUUCCUGUACCCGGAGAUCAGCAUGCUGUCGGAGGAGGACGAGGAGAACGGCAGCGGCGAGAGCUCGGGCUCGGACGAGAAGCCCUACGCGCUGGAGGCGGGCGCCUACGGGCUGCGGGGCGGCAAGCGCGGGCCGGGCAAGAAGGGCGGCCGCGGCGUCUCCCGCGAGCCCCGCCAGCGCCACACGGCCAACGCACGCGAGAGGGACCGCACCAACAGCGUCAACACCGCCUUCAGCGCCCUCCGGACGCUCAUCCCCACCGAGCCGGCCGACCGCAAGCUCUCCAAGAUCGAGACGCUCCGCCUGGCCUCCAGCUACAUCGCGCACCUGGGCAACGUCCUCCUGGCCGGGGAGGCCUGCGGGGACGGGCAACCUUGCCACGCCGGCCCGGCCUUCUUCCACCCCGCCGGCGGCGGCGGCAGUCCCGCCGCCCACGAGAGCGAAGGCUCCCAGCCCAAGCAGAUCUGCACUUUCUGCCUCAGCAACCAGAGGAAGCUGAGUAAAGACCGAGAAAGAAAGACGGCGAUUCGGAGCUAGCCCCUCGUGGAAGCCGGAUGGUGGUGGUGAGGCUGGCAGCAGCAGCAGCAGCAGGAGGGCGAAAUAAAGAGAGCCCCCCCACCCCCGGGCUGCCCUCCUGAGCUGUGCGCUUGUGCCCCGGACAAACUCACGGGCAACCGGGAGAGACGGAAAGCCCAAAGGCUGGAUCUGCAGGCAAGCCAAGCGGACUCAGAUCUGCAAAUACGGCAGGGCCGUGCCGGGUGUCGGAGGCACAGCUCCUAGGACAAAAACGUUUUUUCCUGCUCACCAGGGACUGGCGUCUGGCGGAAGCAUCCUAAGUGGCCCACAUCCUAGGGGGCGAGAAGAAAAAGGGAGGGCGCCCAGAGGAAAGGGCUCCUCCGGGAGUUAUGGGCCGCCCUGCUGUCAGAACUCUGGAUGGGGCUGUCAUGAGGACUGGCUGGACUUUCCUGCCUUGAUAAUAUAAAACCAAAGUUGUUUAUAUAGUGAUAUUUUUGUAAGUAUGCAACAUAAACGUCCUUUCAGAUUUUGGA